CUCUACAGUUACGCCAAAAAUCAAAAGGUUUUUCUUUUUCUUACCCAUUUUGCCGCCAUUAAAGUGGUUUUCAAGCUCUGGAACUUUGAUUCUCUUCACUGAACAACAACUUUGUGUAAUAGAAAAUGAAACUGCUGCAGGAAAUACACUAGGAAAAUCUACCAACCAUGUGUGAGGAAAAGAAACACAGGAGCUCCGAUGCUGAAGCGCAUUCUCUUGCUGUUCAACGCUUGAAGCAGUGUCAAAGGCCUUUGUCUACUUCCAUUCUCGUUCUCUGCCUCUUUCUCUCGGUGGGCUACAAUGGGUUCCGUAUAUUCUAUGUAAAGCUUCCUUUUUUGGCUGACGCACAGGUGGGGGACUCCAAUAAGUCGCCGGAGAAUGCUGCCGGGGGAACGCAGGCAAAGACGAAAUGGUCGUCUUCUUCGGCGAAGCUUUCUUCUUCUUCUUUGUUGUAUGCAGUGAAAGAAGAGCAACCUCCGGUAAUCCGGAAGAUCCGUUUGCCCCCUUUGAAGAAAUUGGAGAGUUCGGACCUACCCGUCAAGGAUUCUUCCCUGAAUACGCCCAGAGGGGUCCCGAAAAGAGGUUCAGUGCUCAAGAUUCUGCGGCCCGGAAACAGGUCUAGAUGGUUUUCUGGGAGAGUGAAGGAGUUUUUCGGGGAUUCUUCGUGCAAAUUUCGGUUUUUCAUGACUUGGAUUUCUUCAUUGGAGUCGUUUGGUGAGAGGGAAUUUUUUACAGUAGAGAGUAUGUUUAAAUCACACCCAAACGCUUGUCUGGUUAUAGUUUCGAAUUCCUUGGAUUCUAGCGGGGGAACACAAUUGCUAAAUCCUUUUGGGGAAAAAGGAUUCCGAGUAAUCGCGGUUUCUCCUGAUUUUGAUUAUAUAUUCAAGAACACCAUGGGCGAAGUGUGGUUUAAUAGGUUGAAGAAACGGAAGAUUAAUCCUGGUGAAAUUUCACUGGGUCAAAACCUCUCCAAUUUGCUUAGACUUGCAUUAUUGUACAAAUUUGGUGGAAUUUACAUGGACACAGAUUUUGUAGUAUUGAAGAGUUUCUCAGGUCUGAGAAAUGUGAUAGGAGCACAGACCAUGGAUCUCGCAACCGGAAACUGGAGCCGGUUGAAUAACGCAGUGAUGAUCUUUGAUGAGCAGCACCCCCUUCUUCUGAAAUUCAUUGAAGAAUUCGCACUCACAUUCAAUGGGAACAAGUGGGGUCACAAUGGUCCUUACUUGGUUUCAAGGGUUGUUUCAAAGAUCAGUGGAAGAACCGGAUUCAAUUUCACAGUCUUGCCCCCUCCUGCAUUUUAUCCAGUUGACUGGAGUAAGAUUCCCAGUUUCUUCAAGGGGCCGAGGGAUAAGCCCCAUUCUAAGUGGUUGGCUGGAAAGCUCCUACAUGUUAGGAUGCAAAGCUUUGCAGUGCACCUGUGGAACAGACACAGUAAUAAUCUCAAGGUGGAAAAGGGUAGCAUCAUGGAUCAUCUGGUGUCGGAUUCUUGUGUCUUCUGCAAUUCAUCAGUGUCAGCUUUGUAAGUAUCAACAAGGAUGACAAUCAUAUAUCAUCUCAUUGUUGUCUUUUCUGCAAUUUUUCUUUCUUGUUUGUUUGUGGUUAUGGACCAACUCAGUUCAUUCCACCAUUACAGUCCUGAAGAAAAUUGUGAUAGAAAAUGAAAAAGAGAUUGUCUAUAAAAAUCUUCCUCUUGAUGGGAAAUUUUCAGUUUGA
This is a messenger RNA of Vitis vinifera (wine grape), 1713 nucleotides long. RefSeq lists its product as uncharacterized. The record is from RefSeq and is a predicted model, not a curated record. The transcript has a single exon. NCBI's taxonomy places the organism in Eukaryota, Viridiplantae, Streptophyta, Magnoliopsida, Vitales, Vitaceae. Bases 168 to 1523 code for a protein of 451 amino acids.